AAGUAGUAUCUCUAGGAUUACUUAACUGUAGUAAUGUAUUUUAGAAAAAUUAAAUUCGUUUUAUAUUAAUUUACUCAUGAAUGUUUUCAGAUAAGGCAUAAAUUGAUUUUUGACUGUACCUACUAUUGUUCUGCUUCUGUGUAAUAAGUGCAUACAUAAUAUUAUUAUGAGAUUAUUAACAAUGGAAAUAUUAAAUACAUUUAAAGUAUAAUAUCUGGUUUAAAUUAAAUUUUGUUAUACAUAUUAUUUACUCAAAUUUUAUUAUCGAGUUGACAAUUUUAGUUAUAUAGUAAGGUAAGAUUUAAAAUGUCGGAAGAAGAAGAUGAUGAAAAAUGGUAAGUAAUAUAUUAUCACUACUGCAGUUGAAAUUUUUUUCAUAUGGUUUAUAUGUAGGAUGAAAGACUUAGAAAAAGCACUAUGUGAAAAAGAUAUGUCUCCAGUAAGUGAAGAAUCUGAAAAUUUCACUGUGAUUACUAAUGAAUGCAGGGGUCAGAUGUGGCGUCAAUUGUUGACACGAGAAGAUGAUUCUUUUCAAACUUUGUUAGAUGAGAAACCAAAGAUUACAAAUAUAGAACAGUUGGAGGUUGAUUGUCAAAUGUUAAUUGGUUUGUAAAUAAUUAGAUGUUACAUUAUUUUAAUACGAAAAAGAUUUUACAAUAUAUCUAUUCAUAUGUUUAGCUUCACUAGAAAUUGAUGAUGAAGAAGAAAAGUUAAAUUGUUUGUCAGACACUGAAGCUAUACUUAUGACAAUGUGUAAAAUAUAUGACACAGAUACAUAUGAUAUGAAUAAAAAAUGGCCGUCAAUAAUACGGCCGAUUGUUUCAUUAAGAUUACCUCGAAUUGAUACAUAUACAAUGUUUCGUGCUAUUGAUGAAGAGUACUUAGCUAAGCAUCGGGAUUGUUAUCAUUUAUUGCGUAUAUUAUUGUUGUAUCAUGAUCCAGAGAUGUGUAAUUUGUUAGAUUCGCUAAAAUUAGGACCAGAACAUUAUAGUGAAUCAUGGGUACUUUAAAUUUAUUAAAAAAUAUAUAUUGCAAUAAUUACUAUUUGUGUUUUAUUUUUACUAUUUAGAUUCAAACAUUAUUUGCCGAAACAUGUUCAUUAGAAGUAAUUUUAAGUAUUUGGGAUUUAUACUUGGAAAAAAAAGAUAGAUUUUUUAUAUUUUUCUUGGCUUUAGUAUUCAUCAUCAAUGCCAGGUAAAUAUUUUAUUUACAAAUUAUUUAUCGAAGUACCUAUUGAGUUAUAAAUGUAUGAAUUAGGGAUCAUAUAUUUUCAUUAAAACAUCAACCCAAAGCACAGUUAAUUGAAAUAAUUGGAAGUUUGCCAUCACAGUUGGCCUUAGAUGAUAUAAAUGAUUUCUGGUCAUUAGCAGAAUAUUAUGAUAAAAAAACUCCUUCGUCUUUUAAAAAAGUAUGUAACUAUGUUUCUUCUUUUUAUUCAAAAAUAUUUUUAGUGAAAACAAUUACUUUCAGGAUGUUGCUGGAUAUAUAUUUGAUUCUAAACUACCAGACAAAGGAAUUUCACAAAUGUUAUGCCUUCCAAUCAGUGUUACAGAAUUGAUUUCUCAUACAAAUCGAACAAUUACUAACAGUUUAAAAUUUUUCGUAAUGGAUUGCCGACCCGCAAAAGAAUAUAAUGUUGGACAUUUACCUAUAGCUUUUCCACUGGAUAGUACUUUAGUGUGUAUUAUUUUACUAUUUAUCCAUUGAAUAAACAUAAUAUAAUUAACUUAUUAAAUCAAAUAUUAUAUUUUAAAGCUAUUAGAAGAUCCUAUAUCUUUUUGGACUACCGUGGAAGGAUUGUUGUCUUGUCAAAAGCAGAGAUUUGCUGAAGGCAGGUCAGGUGGAGGAGAACAUUGGUGUUUUUCAGGCUGUGGAAGUGGUUUAGAUGCUAACCAAUUUACUCACAUGGUCGUUUCUGCUUUCCUUCAAAAGCAUUAUCUAUAUGUUUCUAUGUUAAAUGGUGGCUAUCAAGGUUUGUUUGCUCGUUCAAAAAUUUAGAUUGUUUUUAUUAUUUUGAUUAUUCAAUCUAUUAGCACUUCAUGAACAUUUUGAAAAAAAUAAUAUUGAUGGAUUAAGUGGUCACGAUCGUAAUAGAUGUUCACAGUGUUUAAGUAAUACAAAUCCUAAUAAAGAACGAUUGGCCCAAACGAAUUCAACCAAUGAAAUGUUUUCCAAACUCGGGUCAGUGUUUUACAAAUUAUAGUAUUAAUUUAGUAUACGACCCAGCUCCUUUUCAAUUUUUUUUUUUUAAAUGUGUUUUUAAUGCUUAACCCAUUGGUAUAAUCAAAACUUACCUAUGUUAAUUACUUUUAUUGUUAUUAUACAUAAACCUAAACAUUUUUUUAUCAAUAACUACAAAUAAUAAUAAUAAAAAAAAAUGUCUAUUUUUGACCACAUUUUGGAUUAAUUCCAAAAAUGCUAUUUUUAAGGUUUAUUUACAAUUAUUAUAAAAGUAAGUAUGAUGGGUAAGUUUUGAUUAUACUAAUAAAUUAAGCAUUAAAAAACAAAAAAAAAAUUGCAAAUGUUAAAUUCUAACUAAGAAAUAUGUGAAACGGAAAACCUGAAAUUCAUAAAAACUUUCCUCCAAAACUAAUAAAUGAAGUUCGCCCAAAUUUUUUUUUUAGAUUCUUAAUAUAUAAACAAAAACACAUUUUGAAAAAAAAAUUUGAAAAAUGAAUGGGUCAUAAACUAGAUUUGUUCCCAAAUUAUGUACCUAACAAUAUCUGUGUCAAUCACAUUACAUAAACAUGUAAUUUUUAGCGUGGCAAUGAGGUCAAAAUCUUUUGAAGUCAAAGGGAAAUUAAUGGAUUUCUUGUCAAGUAAUAAUAAUAGUACAAAAAAAGAAAAAACUAAUGGAAGCAGUAAAAGAUAUAGAAAUAUGGCACCUGUUUUUGCAAUUGACGAGGAUGAUAAUAACCAAGAUUCAGAAGGUAUUAACAAAUUUUAAUUUUUAGUUUAAUUUUCAACAUAUAUUUUACAUUGAUUAUUUGAAAUAGAUGAAUUAGAUUUUGCAACUCAUAAUGGUAGUUUGUCAAUGUUAUUAAAUAAGUCAAAUGUAAUUGCAUCGUUUGAUUGCCAACAUAUUAAUAAUGAAGGGACACUAAUUCCAGGGUAAUAUAUUAAUUUUUAGUUUGCAUUUAAAUUGUGCCUUUUUAUUGUUUAAUAUGAUAAAUUUAUAUAAUUUUUAAUGUUAGGAAAUUGGUGUUGACAAAAAACAGCUUGGUAAUAGUUGAAGUUGACCCUAAGGAUUCUAAUAAAAUCUGCUCUUUAGUAAAUCAUUCACUUGGAACUAUAUUGAAUAUUAAAUGUCGCAAGAAACGACCUGAUUUGAUUAUUUUUGAAUACUCUGGAGCAAAUAAAGAUAUAGACAGGUAAUUAAUAAUUGUUGUGAUUUAUAUUAUAAUCUGUAAAAUUUGGUAUUGAAUAAGUUAUUGCAUUUCUAGUUUUUUUUUGUAAAGAUUUCAAACUUCGAAAUUAGAAUUUUUCAUAGGAUGGUUUAAAUAUUAAUGUUAGUUGAAUUUCAAUAUUAACUUUACCAUGAUGAAAGAGGAGGGUGUUUUUUAGCUUUGUACAACUCUAAAACUCAAAUGAAGCCAGUGGAAGAAAUUUUGUAUAGAUAUGGUUAAUAUAUCAAGAAUGUACUUCUCGGUAGUAUCGACUUUCACCACCCAGCCAUUUUUAUACAGUAUUUCAUGUUUUCACAGGAAAUACUAAAUUUUCAUUACCCUUACAGAUCCACGCAAGAAAGUAAAUUAGUUCAAAUUUGCCUAGUUUAAAUAAAGAUAAAUAGAAUUGUCCCGAUGAUAUGCCUUUAGAAGGUUUGAACUUCCAUUCCCUGACCCCAAUAACUGAUUGUAUGUUUAUGAAAAUUUUAAGAAUACUUACCUAUUUUGAUAAAACUUCUUAGUUUAAUUCCUUAUAAAUAAUACUAAUAACAAUUUUUUUUUGUAACAUUAGUAUUUAGGUGAUUUAAAUAUGAAUUAUUUAUCAAUUAAUUUAGUACUACUAUUCCACUCUUGUAAACCAUAUAUAGACCAAACCAUUCUUUGGACUUUAAACAACUAUAAAAAAUCACAAAUUAAAUGAAAAUAAAAAGCUGGUACCUCAAAAUUUUCAGAAGAAUAAAUUCUAUAAAAUGAUUAUUUUUAAAUUUUUCAAAAAUAAAGUUAUUUUUUUUUCAAGACAUAAAAAUUAAUUGAAAUAUAAAUAUUUGUAGUUGUUAUCCCUGUAAAUAAUAAAAAAAAAAAAAAAAUUUUAUUAUCUUUAUUAUAUCCAAAAAUAUUACAACGGGUAGAUCUUCGCCGAAAAUCCUAUAUUAAAUUAUAAUUAUUAUAAAUGUCUGUUAUUUGUACUAUAUUAAAUUUUUAUUAUUUAACUAUCAUAUUUAGAUUCUUAAUACCACAACCACAAAAAGCUACUGAUAUAGUGACUAAGCAAAUAAUGGAUUUCAUUGAACGUAAUGAGAGUUGAUAAAUUUUAAUGUCUUAACUUACCAAAUGUUGAUUGAAAAUCGAUGCAAGUUGUUUUCAAAACAAAAUUGAAGAAAGUUUCUAAAUAAAAAAUAAUAGUAAGUUUGAGAAUCUUAUAAAAUAAUAGGUAAUUUGAAGACAAAUUAAAAUUGCUCAUGAAAAACACAUUGGGUGUAAAAUUAAUCCAUCCAUGGAAAAUAAACAAUUUACUAAUUUAGUGAAGUCUGUUAUACUUUUGUUAGAUGUUAAAAUAUUUGUUAAAGUUAAGUUUAUUGCCAUAUUUGUGAAAGUUAAUUCAUACUUUAUUAUUUUUACCUUUUCAUUGUUUUAAAUAAUUUUUAUUUUGUUUUGUUUAUUUUGAUUAAAAAUAUAAAAAUGUUAUUUUCUUCUACACUUUUUAUUAUAUUUUUUUAAUGCUAUAUAAUUUUCGAAAUUAGAAAAUAAAUAUUAUGUAUAAGAACAAUAUCAUUAUCAAAUAUUAUGUAAUUUUUUUAUUUUCUAAUUGUAUCUAUUGUAAUCCAUAAUUAAUAUUAUUAAUAAUUAUGGAUUAAAUAUGUUUAUUUCUAUGGUAUAUAUAAUGUUAAACAAAUCAUUUGAUUAAUAGUAAAUUAAAAACCUUAAUAAGUUAUUGACUUGUGACUAAAGUAACUCAGUAUUAAGAAAAUACUUCUUGACUUCAUACUAAUUUUUAAUUUAGAUUGUAAUUUAUUGUUAUUAGAAAAAAAUGUUUAUUAUUUAAAUGUUGGUGUUUUUUUUUUUUAAUAAUAGAUUUUUUACAUACACUUUUUAAGUACAUUUGAUACAUGUAAUGUUUGUG
Cinara cedri is the source of this 5286-nucleotide messenger RNA. NCBI's taxonomy places the organism in Eukaryota, Metazoa, Arthropoda, Insecta, Hemiptera, Aphididae. The record is from the annotation of a GenBank genome assembly.